Messenger RNA from Carassius auratus (goldfish), 1278 nucleotides. RefSeq names its product C-factor. The record is from RefSeq and is a predicted model, not a curated record. Gene Ontology annotation, cellular component: cytoplasm. Lineage: Eukaryota; Metazoa; Chordata; Actinopteri; Cypriniformes; Cyprinidae. Gene Ontology annotation, molecular function: oxidoreductase activity. The coding region runs from base 215 to 991 and encodes 258 amino acids. The transcript has 7 exons.
GGAAAAAAUUGCUUAUGUAAACAUGAUUUUGUGGGUCACAUGAUCGUAUUUUAUAAUAAAGCUACUUAAGUUUUGUGAAGCGGAGCUACAGGGGGAUUGUCGACUGUGCUGACGCAAAGGAGACAGCGGAUUCCCGGAUCACGUGACGGUACAAGCUGUUGUUGUCUCAUUCAGGAUAGGAAAUUGAAUUCGUGUACUCAAAUUAAGUGACAAAAUGGCUCAUGCGUUUAAAAACUGUUCAAACCUAAUGGUCACCGGAGCCAGUCGAGGCCUCGGGCUGCAGAUAGUUGAGAGUCUGGUAACGGGAGGCUUCUCUCCCGGGAAUAUUAUCGCUACUGCUCGCAAUCCAGAUGGAGCCAAGGAAUUGCAAAUGUUGGCAGAAGAACAUCAAAACAUACACAUUAUUAAACUGGAUGUUACAUGUCAGGAGAGUAUAGAGAGAGCUGCAUCUGAGGUGGAACGGCUUGUUCAUGAGGAAGGUCUGAACUGUCUCAUCAACAAUGCUGGAAUUAAUGUAGUUGCCAACCUUGAGACGGUCACCGCACACAAGAUGUUGGAAAACUUCCAUACCAACUCUGUUGCCCCGUUGAUGAUCACCAAGGCCAUGCUCCCACUGCUGAAGCGAGCAGCUGCAAAGGGCACAGGGACAGGGAUGGGCAUCCACAGAGCAGCGGUCAUCAAUAUGACGUCUCUUCUGGGUUCAGUUGAGCUGUACUGGGGUGAUCGUGCCAACACCUUCAAAUGGUACCCAUACAGAACAUCAAAGAGUGCACUGAACAUGGUCACCAGAUGCUUGGCAGUGGACCUGGAGGCAGAUGGGAUCCUGUGUAUGGCUCUGCACCCAGGCUGGGUACGCACUGAUAUGGGUGGACCUGAAGCACCACUGAGCCCUGAGGAAAGCAUUUCCUGUGUGUUGUCUGUGAUUGGUGGUUUGACUGAAAAGGAUCAUGGGUCAUUUCUUCACUAUACUGGUGAACAACUACCCUGGUGAUGCUGCAGAUGUUUUCAGAUGCGAGGAAAAAGAGGCUUUAUUUUUGUUUUGCUAUACAUGUAUGUAUAUUUACAUAUUGAAUAAUCAACAUUCUUGUUCUUAUCAUCCCUGCUUAUAAAAUGUUAUUUUAUUAUUUGGGAUGGUGAAUGUGACCGCAAUAAGAGAGGAUCAUAAUUAGAUUAUUUUGACAAUGGCAUUCGAAGAUCAGAUUUUAAGAUAUAAUCAUAAAAUAAAGCAGGGUAUGACAGUCCUCAGAAAAGGACAACAAAAACUACCUUUUAGCCUAU